This is a messenger RNA of Cucurbita moschata (crookneck pumpkin), 1665 nucleotides long. RefSeq lists its product as uncharacterized. Lineage: Eukaryota; Viridiplantae; Streptophyta; Magnoliopsida; Cucurbitales; Cucurbitaceae. The transcript is spliced from 4 exons. The record is from RefSeq and is a predicted model, not a curated record. The coding region runs from base 1 to 1665 and encodes 554 amino acids. Gene Ontology annotation, molecular function: acetylglucosaminyltransferase activity.
AUGGGAAACACCAAAAGCAACAACAAGAACAAACUUGAAAAUUCUGAAAAAAAACCUGUCUCUUCACUUUGGUCCAGAUCCUCUACACAACAUCAUCGUUUCACAGCCUUCCUAGGAGGACCAAGAAACACUGCUGUUUGGAUUUUCCUCAUUGUCUUCAUCCUCUAUGUUUUGUACUCCACCAACAUCUUCACGGUCGACCGCCGCGAAGAGUGUUCGACCAUUUUCGACUCCUCGACCGAAGAACAUUUACAAACACUAGCCAACGUCUCUUCAACCACCACCACCACCACCAACAACAACAACAACAAUAAUUUUCUCCUUUUCGACGAUGAAGAAGAAGAAGAAGAGGAAGAACAAGAACAAGAAGAAGAAGACCAAACGAUAACCGACCCACUUCGUUUGAAGUCGCGACCCAACGACGCGGGGUUGAAACACAUCGUUUUUGGGAUUGCUGGGUCCUCGAAUCUAUGGGCGAAGAGGAAAGAAUACAUAAAGUUAUGGUGGAGACCUAAGCAAACGAGAGGGGUUGUUUGGUUGGAUAAAAAAGUUUAUACUAGAAGAAACGAAGGGUUACCCGAUAUUCGGAUUUCGAGUAGCACGUCACGUUUCAAAUAUACGAACCGACAAGGACAAAGAUCCGCAUUGCGGAUUUCGAGAGUUGUUUCGGAGACUUUUAGGUUGGGGUUGAAGGAUGUGAGAUGGUUUGUGAUGGGGGAUGAUGAUACCGUUUUUAUUGUUGAGAAUGUUGUGAGGGUGUUGUCAAAGUAUGAUCAUAGGCAGUUUUAUUACAUUGGGAGCUCAUCUGAGAGUCAUGUUCAAAAUAUAUACUUUUCUUAUGCAAUGGCUUAUGGAGGGGGAGGGUUUGCAAUAAGUUAUCCAUUGGCCAAAGAGUUGGAGAAGAUGCAAGAUAAGUGUAUUCAACGGUACCCUGGUUUGUAUGGAAGCGAUGAUCGAAUUCAAGCGUGUAUGGCUGAGCUUGGAGUGCCACUUACUCGAGAACCAGGGUUUCAUCAAUAUGAUGUGUACGGAGAUCUACUCGGACUGUUAGGAGCUCAUCCAGUGACUCCAUUGUUAUCCCUUCACCACCUUGACGUAGUAGAACCAAUUUUCCCUGGAAUGACUCGAGUGAAGAGCCUUCAACGUCUAUUCCAAGCGUCAAAACUCGACUCGUCGAGUAUAAUGCAACAAUCAAUUUGUUACGAUAAGAAACGUUAUUGGUCAAUUUCUGUUUCUUGGGGGUACGUAGUGCAAAUCUUAAGGGGCGUAAUGUCACCAAGAGAGUUAGAAAUGCCCACAAGAACCUUCCUCAAUUGGUACAGAAGAGCAGAUUACACCGCUUACGCUUUCAACACUAGACCUGUAACAAAACACCCUUGUCAAAAGCCUUUUGUUUUCUACAUGGGAAGUACCCGUUACGAUCCAGCUAAAAAACAGAUCAUUGGUGUGUAUGUUCGUGAAAAGUCUCGUCACCCGUCUUGUCGUUGGAAAAUGCCCUCGCCCGACAAGCUUCACUCUAUCAUCGUCGUCAAGAAGCCCGAUCCUUAUCGAUGGCAAAAGUCACCAAGAAGGGAUUGCUGCAGAGUUCUUCCAUCACGUAAGGCCACCACGUACUACUUAUCAGUGGGAAACUGCCGUGGAGCUGAGAUUAGUGAAGUUGGUUGA